Molecule: messenger RNA, 396 nt
Organism: Didymodactylos carnosus
Lineage: Eukaryota; Metazoa; Rotifera; Eurotatoria; Philodinida; Philodinidae
Source: the annotation of a GenBank genome assembly
AUGUCAGAUUGUACAUUCAUAGUGUAUAGACAGUUUCUACUGAUACCCAGUUCACGCAAUACAACAACGUCAACAUGGAUGUGGAAUGAAGGUAACGAAUUUGAUUCAAGCGAUGCUACAUAUUCAGAACAUCGGACAAUUGAUUCUUGGGGAAUUGAUUCUUUAACAGCAUAUAUUGUGAAAAGUACGACGACACCAGUACCACCUGUACAUUCGUAUCGUCUACUUAAUCCAAAACCACUAGUUCCGACAUUUCGUUUUCAAUGUUUAUUAGUUGAUGCUGCUCAAAAUGUUAUACAAAGGAUAUUAAAUACAGAUUAUCAAAUUGAAAUUGCAUUUUAUUUUGCUGGAUUUAGUCAAGUUAAAGCAAAUAUUGGUUCAACAACAAAUAAAUAG